AUGUUCAACCGGCGGGGUUCCGUGAUCGCGGUCGUCAUCGGGGGCUCUACCCAAGAUGUCCUCCCCAACACUUCCGGCAGCCUUUCCGGCCCUUCCGGAGUCCACCAAGAGCACCCCUCUACGGCUUCUGACCCUGAGACGCACAAUCGCGGAGCCGUGGACAGGCCGGCCCCGACGGCGCCAGGCGACUGGCGACCCGUCUACCCUCGAUUGGUCUCCCACCAUGACUGUAUAACGCUGGCUUCAUCAUGGGGCCUUGGGCAACCGCCACCCUGGAUUGAGCACAGGGCUACCGGCGCCAGCCAAGCCCAGAGCCCGACCGAAGACGAUCUUGGCGACGGAAAAAGCAACGAUCUGCUCCUCAGCUGCCCGGCAUUCAGAAACGAGCUUGGCGUCGAGCCGGUCCGACGAAUAGCCCUGUCGAGGGCUACUCGAGACAUGGUGGUGGAUGUGAGGAGUACGGAGACGUGGCACAGAGAACACACAGCCGCCGAAGCCCAUAUCCUGGAAGACGUCUCGAAUGUGUAUCUGGGAGGCAGAUUGUGCGCUGCGAGACAACCCAAAUGCGUCAUAGAACCCCAGGAUAUUGGCAGCUACUACUAUCGACACUGUUUUGUCGGAAGACAACACGUCGAAUACGUCGGGAUGACAGAAGACCUGGGCCCGGUGGUCGUCUCCGUGGUCAAAGAUCUCUCUGAAAAGAGCCGAUUGGCCAGUGUUCAGCCACAAACUACAAACAACGGCUGUGCGGGCACGCAACAGCAACAAGGACAGCAGAAGGACAUCAAGGGCCCGAAGCAGAUCGUCUACCGGAUGAUAAUCAGGAUUGGAGAUCUGCACUUCCCGGCGUUGAGGCCGGCGCUGCAGACGCAGAAAUUCGAGGAGUUGUUGACGAAAAUCGAUGAGCAACCGAUUUAUGCGAGAUAUAAGGUGGGCGUCAUGCUGUGCGCCGACGGGCAAAGCACCGAGGAACAAAUGUACAACAACGAGCACAGCUCACCGGCUUUUGAUGAAUUCUUGGAAUUUUUGGGGCAACGAGUGAGGUUGAAGGGAUUCGAUCAAUAUAAGGGUGGUCUCGACACGAAAGGGGACACCACCGGCACCCACUCUGUGUACGCCGAGUAUGAGUCUCACGAGCUGAUGUUCCACACAGCAGCUGGCCCGGAAACGGCAUAUUGGGAACGAUAUGGUGACCGUCGUCUUUCAGGAGGCGGGCGCCCUCCCUUUCUCCCCCUAACCGUCCGCUCCCACUUCCAACACGUCUUCAUCGUCGUCCGCGUCGCCAACCCUUGUACAGAGAAUGUUUCCUACAGCGUUGCGGUCUGUCGAUGCAGAGAUGUGCCUCCGUUUGGGCCUCCAAUCCCUCGAGGAGCCACCUUCAACAAAUGCGCCUAUUUUCAUGAUUGGCUGAUCACGAAAAUAAUCAACGCCGAGAACGCCGUCCAUCGUAGUAAGAAGUUUGCGGCGAUGGCGGCGCGUACACGGCGCGAGGCGCUGCGGGAUCUCGUCGAGAAUCAUGGAGGCGCGCAUCCGAAUGAGGGUCCCGCACGGAUAGCCAGUCGCCUCCUUGGGGGGUCGGUGAAGUCGAAGCGGGAGAGGACGAAUCCGUUGAAAGCCACUUUGUUAUCCCCGCUGCGCGGCGCCGUUUCCUGGCUCGUCGACGUGCACGACUUCUCGAUGAACCAGCGUGUCAGCUGCGUGCUGGGCCUCUCCUACGACGCGCUGGUGCUGAUCGAGCGGCCGAGCGGGACGCCAAUUUUCAUCACCCCCACGCAUUCGAUCAUCGGCUGGGCGAACACGGAGAUGGGCCUGAAAAUCUACUACGACCAUGGUGACAUGUUGCUGAUGAGGUGCGUCGCGUCCUCCGAAAGCUCCGACGCUGAACUCCAGACGCUCCUCGAGAGGCUAAACAAUGUGUCGAAAGGCGAUGAAGCCCGUGAAGUCGUCGUCAGGCGGGGACGUCACGGGGAAAGCUGGGGUUUCCAUAUCCAGGAUGAGGGUGUAGUCACGGACGUGGAGAUGUACCAUACGGCUUGGAAGGCGGGGUUGCGGCAGGGCAGUCGGAUCGUUGAGAUCGAGGGCCAGAGCCUGUCGACGCUCCCGAUGGACCGGAUGUGCGAGCUGCUAAGCCCGCAGAGCGAAGCCGAUGCCUUGAGGCUGCUAUUGAUCGCCCCGGCGGCUGAUGGGAGUCCGAGGAGAGGUUGCGAAGACCCGAACUGCGCAGCGAUGAAAGGCGCCGCCGACUACAUGCUGACCCCGGACGCGUUUGCCCGCCAACCGAUUACCUACGGCGACAUGCUGCGGCUCAGGGCGCGAGAUCUGGACACUUCCCCUCACUCGUCUCCCCUCUCCGCCGAGGGCUGCUCGUUCUCAUUCUCGGGAGCACCAGCUUCGGCUUCUCGUCAUCAACAGGCCGGCAACGUGCGGUCGAAGAACUCGCUCGGAGCCCCCUCAAACUCGAGCACCAACGCCUCGUCGAUCCACGAUGGCCUCUCCCAGCUUCUCCAUGCUCCAAAGUUAAAUCGUGCAUUUUCCGAUGAAUUCCUGCGGUUGGGGAGGAACCAGAGCCAGGAUGGAGAGCUGACGUCCAUCACCCAAGAGUGCGAACGGCUUCGCGGCGAGCUCUCGCGAGCCCGGCUGAGCAUCGACCGCCUCUCCCUUGAUAAUCGACAGCUGGACGAUGCUCUUCAAGCUGAGCGACAAGCGCACGAGACAACAAGAAGCCAACUGCAGCUCCUCCAGGGCGAGCAGACGAUCCUG
This is a messenger RNA of Mesorhabditis spiculigera, 2760 nucleotides long. The record is from the annotation of a GenBank genome assembly. Lineage: Eukaryota; Metazoa; Nematoda; Chromadorea; Rhabditida; Rhabditidae.